AUGGGACCGGCGGAGACGACGCCUGAGCGUGUAAGCGAAGAUUUGAUGCAAGCGGUUACGUGUCUGAAACGAGUGAUGACUGGAAUGAAGAAUUGUAGUGAUGUACACGAUGAGGAGAGCCCACUAGACAGUACGACCGUCAUUUGUACACUGGAAAAGAUCACUGGAGCACUGGAAAGGUGUAUGGAGAAUAAUAAGACGUUGAACGAUGUGCUCAGUGGAAAAAUGAAAUGUACAACAUGUGGCUCAACAUCUGUCGGUUUUCUAUCCGACUGCCACGACAGUGCCACAUCGACAACAACGACCGCCUCGCAUCGCUCGUCUGAAGAACCGCCACGUCAUCGAAAGACUUCUGGAGACGACGACGAAGAUCUCGACGAGGUGUGCUCAUCGAUCGGUUCACGAAGUAUUCGAUCAGUGAGCAGUUCGGUGAAUCAAGACGACGUUGACGAUGCUCAGAAUCAGACGAUUCUGGCAGUGGAACCGAGAACAGAGGGAUCGAAAACGCCGGAAGAAGAAGAGGAGGAGCAUGAUCUUGUCAUGAAAACUAUCUUAUCUUCUACAACUUCCACGUCGACGUCAGCAUCCUCGCCCUACCGUAAAUCAUCGAAACAAGAAGAGAACAGCAAAGAGGAGCAAGAGGAGACGCCAUCAUCGAUCGACUCGAAUCUUUUGGAUCAAUUCUUGCAAAAUUCACUGCUCGGAGUGACGCCUGACGUGUUGAAGGGGAUUAUGGAGACGACGCCCGAACCGCCGACGACGACGACGAAUUCAGAAGAAAAUGAAGAGGAAAAGGAUCAGAAUGCGUUGUUAAGCAGCUUUUUCCAGAUUCUGUUCGCCAACCAACAAAACGGUGACUCUCCAAUGCUCGAAGACGUUUCCGAAAACAACACUGAUUCGUCGUCCCAACCCUCUCCACCAGCCGAUCCGAACAAUUUCGACUCGUUGGCAAUGAUCGAAACGCUGCUUGCCGAGUCACUCAACCAAUCAGAUCAGUCAGCAGAAAGUAAAGCAGCGGCGGCAGCAGCGGCCGCCCGUAAACGAAAAAGUACUCCGAUGAAGGUGCCGAAAUCGGAGAACGGUGCUGGAUACGUGUGUCCAAUGGAGGGAUGUAAUAAGAUUUUCAAGGAGAAAGGAUCUGUACACAGGCAUUUUGUCACACAUAUCGGAAUGCGGUUUAAUUGUGACAAAUGCAAGGCGUCGUACACUCAGAAGCACGCUCUAAUGCUCCAUCAGAAAAUACACGCGAAUCCGGACGCCUAUCAGUGUAGAGGUUGCGGAACGAAUUACACGACACAGAAUGGGCUUCGGCUGCAUCGACAGAGAAAUCCUCAAUGUACGGAACACAAUUCGAGUGCCUCGAUGUCUGACUUCAACUCAUCACUCUCCGAAGUGCUCGCAAUGACGAAAGCGUCGACGACACCCAACAAACAGAUGGUUGUGGCGCCUUGA
Molecule: messenger RNA, 1452 nt
Organism: Caenorhabditis remanei
Lineage: Eukaryota; Metazoa; Nematoda; Chromadorea; Rhabditida; Rhabditidae
Exons: 6
Coding region: 1-1452 (483 amino acids)
Biological process (GO): regulation of transcription by RNA polymerase II
Cellular component (GO): nucleus
Molecular function (GO): RNA polymerase II transcription regulatory region sequence-specific DNA binding; DNA-binding transcription factor activity, RNA polymerase II-specific
Source: RefSeq, a predicted model, not a curated record